CCCUGAGAAAACUUCAGUGUUGCCUGUAGCAGAUAAACAGUUAUUUCUCCCCCCAAACCAAUGAGGCUUAAUGAAAAAUCUAGAAGGUAGUAACUCGUGCAAGAGAAGAAAGAAGAGACAAGUUCUUACAAGGUAUGUUUAGUGCAUAAAGGAGGAAGAAUAGAAGGUUCCUGGGUGGAGUUACCCAUGAACAGCAGCAAUGGUAAUGAUAAUGGCAAUGGGAAAAAUGGAGGACUGGAGCACGUCCCUUCCUCAUCCUCUAUCCACAAUGGAGACAUGGAGAAGAUUCUUUUGGAUGCACAACAUGAAUCAGGACAGAGUAGUUCAAGAGGCAGUUCUCACUGUGACAGCCCUUCCCCACAAGAAGAUGGGCAAAUUAUGUUUGAUGUGGAAAUGCACACCAGCAGGGACCAUAGCUCUCAGUCAGAAGAAGAAGUUGUAGAAGGCGAGAGAGAAGUUGAUGCGUUGAAGAAAAGUGUAGACUGGGUGUCCGACUGGUCCAGUAGGCCUGAAAACAUUCCCCCGAAGGAGUUCCACUUCAGGCACCCUAAACGUUCUGUUUCUUUAAGCAUGAGGAAAAGUGGAGCCAUGAAGAAGGGGGGCAUUUUCUCUGCGGAAUUUCUUAAGGUGUUCAUUCCAUCUCUCUUCCUUUCUCAUGUUUUGGCUUUGGGGCUAGGCAUCUAUAUUGGAAAGCGACUGAGCACAUCUUCUGCCAGCACCUACUGAAGGCCAGGAGCCCCGGGAACGCGUGCGCCCUGUGAAGUGGUGUAUUGUCACAGUAGUUUAUUUGAACUUGAGACCCUUGUAAGCAUGACCCAACCUACAGUCCUAUUUUUACAUAUCCAAGCUCCAGUAACUCUCAAAUCCAGUAUUUUAUUCAAACUCUGUUGAGGCAUUUUACUAACCUCAUUCUCUUUGGGCCUGUAAGACUUUAGAAUCUCCUAACAGAGUUUACUGUUGUUUAGAAAUUUGCAAGGGCUUCUUUUCCGCAAAUGCCACCAGCAGUUAAUAAUUUUGUCAAUAAUGCUAUUGUCUCCUUUUAGUGCCACCAGACUUAGACCAGAAUCACUCAUGGUAUAAAUUUUACUCUCUCAAGAUGACUACCAUCUCGCUCAUAAAACAAGAUAAGACUAGCAAAUGACGUAAAAGCUUUGUUUUGUUUUUCAAAAAAAGGCAAGCUUCCUUAAGCUUGAAUUUAUAGUUAUUAAAAAAGGAAACAAGAAAAACAAACAAACACGCAAGACACAAGAAAAAAAUACCUUGGGCAAUAAAAAUUUAUUUUAAACCAGCUUUGUCUAAACCUCCUAAUGGCACCUUUUAAUUUGUAGGACACGGUCUAUGGGUGUGAAAUAGAAUAAGAACUAAAAUACAUCAGCAGAUUUUAAUACUAGUAGGUUGUAAUGCUGUCUUUUCUAUGGUGUAGAAUCUUUAUUUCUGAUAAGGAACGUCUCAGGCAACUUCCUUCAGUGACAUACUUUUUGUGUGUUUGUUUCUAAAAUGUGAAGCUUUAGGACCAAAUUGUUAGAAAGCAUCAGGAUUACCAAUUAUUUCAAGUAGAUUUAUUGGGUUUCAAAACACAUAGCAUGACUCUGAAGGAUAUUAUUAUAUGUUUUAUAUAUAAAUAAUUACUGUUUAUGAUAUAGACAUUACUAUUGAAUAUUUAGAGACCAUUGUUAAUUUUAAAACUAGCAAAAUACUCAUUAAAUAAAGUACAUCAGGUUGACUUGAAUAAAAACACUUUGACAACCAGGUUUGCCAGUUUGCAGAAACUAACUCUUCUCUCUCACAUCAAGUUUUUAAAAAUUUGUGUUGUAGUGGAAAAUAACGUACCGAGUAACAAAAAAAUAAUUUCUGACUGUCUUUUUUUUUUCAGGAAUAUAGCUAGCUAUCUUUAAGAAAGAGAUGAUAUAUACAAAAUAGUUUUCUGAAUUAUUUUACUUUGUUUCUUUCUAGCAAUGUAUGCUAAAUAAUUUUGGACAUCUUUUUAUUAUACCUUGUUUCUAUGUUAUUCUUAAACCUGGUAACACUUGAUUUGUCUUCUGUAACCUAUUUAUUUCAAGUGUUCAUAUUUAAAUUUCUUUGGGAAGAACAAAAAUUUGAUGAUCCACUGAUUUUGAAAAGCCUGAAUAAAAUUGGAAAAGCUGGUAAAAUUAAGAGAACUAAAUAAUUAAACUGCUAUAAUAUACAAUUUGGCAUUAUGGGAGGGAAAAGCAAAAUUAUUAUUAAAAUAAGACCAACUUUGUAUAGGCACUGCAUCGCUCUCUUUUGAAAUUCAGUAACAGUUCUAUCAGUAUGAUUGAACUUGGUAUAUUAAUGAUAUUUUUUCAACAUUGAAAAUAAAUUUAGUUUUGCCCUUUUUCUUAAAAAUACCAGUGAAAUGUUGUCCUGUUUAUUACAUGGUCACAGUAGAACUUCUAUAAGGUGGAAUCAUGCAGUGUUUAUUGGUAGCACUAGCUUACGAGACAGAUAUUUAUGCUCCUCCCCAGAUUUGUGUUGAACAGAAACAGAUGAUGUGAUUGGAAAGGAGAAUCCACAAUUAAGAGCUGACAUUUUAAGAGUAAUGUUUAAAAAGCGUUACACCUGUUUACAACUUGGAAAUGAAAAGGCAGGCUUCGUUUUUCUACUGUGUGAUAAAAACUGGCUUAAAAUAUUUAUAAAUAGAGUCAAGAGUGAAACUGUACAAACUUGCACAUUGCAAAGUGCAACAAGUUACUUUGAUUGCAGUACAAAUAUUUACUGUUCUAAAAAUUGAAGACUUAGCCAGGCAGAUGAAUUUUUAAGUGAACCAGUUGUUGAAAUUAUUGGAAUUAACUGAGCCAAAGUGAUUCUGCAUUCUUCAUCUAUUUAGUUAGCACUUUGUAUCAUUAUAUACCGUUUACAAUAUAUGUAUAACUUGUAGCUAUAAUCAUUUGUGCCAUUAAAGCUCUCACAAAACCGUU
Messenger RNA from Myotis davidii, 2939 nucleotides. RefSeq names its product BCL2/adenovirus E1B 19kDa interacting protein 3-like (gene BNIP3L). Bases 187 to 726 code for a protein of 179 amino acids. The transcript has 6 exons. Gene Ontology annotation, cellular component: nucleus; mitochondrial outer membrane; mitochondrial envelope. Gene Ontology annotation, biological process: defense response to virus; positive regulation of apoptotic process; mitochondrial outer membrane permeabilization. NCBI's taxonomy places the organism in Eukaryota, Metazoa, Chordata, Mammalia, Chiroptera, Vespertilionidae. The record is from RefSeq and is a predicted model, not a curated record.